AUGCCACCGCCCAAAUUGGCCAAACAAGAAAAGAAAAAGGAAAUCACUUUAAUUCGACUUCCGAUCAGUGACGCUAGUCUAGUUUUCGUUCCUAGUAAUGCAAUUGAAGGCUUUCAAGAGCGUAUAGAAACUGGAGUAGAAUGGGUUCUCACAGAACAAGCCUUGCGCCAUCAUAAAGCUCUAGGUGGUAGAGAGCAUAUUCCAAAAGUUUCUUUCUCAAAAGCACUAAAAAAUAAAAUAGAAAAUAGCAUAAUAGGCGAAUUUCUAGACAAUAAAUCAUCUCUCACACUUCGGCAACAUUGGGAAGUAACAUUACCUAUGACCAUUUUUGAUAUACAUAAAUGUGCUAACGAAGAAGGAAAAAUAUGCUACAACAGCGACAACUGUAUAACAGAUAAUCCGAAAGAUUUAAUCAAGAAUGCUGUGAUAGCAAAUAGUAGAAAAGUUUUGAAACAAGACUUUAAAAAAAUCCUCGUUUUGAGAGUAAUUGAUGCCAAGAUAACACACUUAGAUAACAGUAUUGCAAAAUUUCCUUUCCUGGUGACUCUAAACCUCUGCGGAAACUACAUCGAUGCAUUGGAUACUUUUUUUUUACCAAGAAAUUUGAGAAUCCUUGAGCUUCAAGCAAAUCGCAUCAGCAACUUGGAAAGUUUCUAUAAUUUACCUGAAAACUUGUUAUAUUUGGGAUUGGCAAAAAAUUUAUUGGCAAAUGCCAGCGGUCUGGAUAUAUUAUCACGAUUGUCUCCCCAUAUCUCGGCAAUAGAUUUGUCCGACAACGACAUCUAUGAUUUGGAGGCAGUAAUAGAGCCACUAACUAAACUUCAAACGCUCCAAUCUCUUGUUCUUGCAGGGAACCCUUGCGCGAUGUGUUUGGGAUAUGCUCGCUUUAUUAUCACAAAAAUGCCCGGCUUAAAGUAUUUAGACAACCGUGAAAUAAUGCUGACUAACCGCCCCGAGGAACCAUACGAACCUCACCCCGACGACCUGCGCUCUACAUAUUUCUUAUUCACUGUCAUACGAAUCAUAAGUGCACCACUUCCUCCAAAAGUAGAUAAGGGUGUCAUUGCCACAUUCCACGUGGAACUAGAACUACCAUUACUGGACUCUCAACGAAGAAUGUUCCUGAUGUUCCGAAGAAACGGAUCCCUAACAGAGUUAAUGCCUGCUCCUGAAGAUGACAAUACCAGUGAUCACGAUGACAAAAAUAUAAUAGAAAACGAGUCAGCCAGUGAUGAAACGACGGGAGAUAUAUUUGCUCGUCUGGAGGCAAAGAACUCCCGUGAGAUCCAUCACUACACCACGUACGAGAGUAACAAAAUACCAUGGAACAAAAUAAUGAACUUCCAGGAACCAACUGUUAAGAUUUUCUGCCCAGACCUCACCGCCGUGAGAAAUACCUUCAGAUCUGUUAUCACCGUCAGAUUUAUUUACUCGCUGCAGACACCGUCAGUGAAAUUAGACAAGAAGCUGGAUAAGAAGGACAAAACGUCGACGAUAAAAUCGCGGCCAAAAGAGAUGCGAGCUACCAUUGCUAGCAUCAAGUGUGCCUUGCGGCCAUGCGACUGGAGUCAACCCGCGCAACACUUUCAUUGGGAUGACACUCUUAAUACCAAUGAAGCUGUACACUGGGGCGAUGGAGAUCUUUCUGCAGUUCAAUAUUACGCUCAAGGUGUGACUAAUAAACCACAAAAAGGAAAACCUGAAUCAGAUGUGACUUCAAAACAAGUCGCUCCUGAAAACUUAACUUGCCAUUUUAGUUUCGGCGUGGAGUCAUUUCGAAUCCCUGAUCAAUAA
Molecule: messenger RNA, 1794 nt
Organism: Hyposmocoma kahamanoa
Lineage: Eukaryota; Metazoa; Arthropoda; Insecta; Lepidoptera; Cosmopterigidae
Exons: 9
Coding region: 1-1794 (597 amino acids)
Molecular function (GO): protein binding
Source: RefSeq, a predicted model, not a curated record